AGCAGAAUUUGGCCAUGACCUUACACUCUGCCGCUGAGGCAAAAUGGCCGCCAAUUUUGGAGCUGGACGGAGAGCUCGAGAAGCACAUGUUCUUUAUCCUCCCAAAAAUGCAAUUUUCAGUCGUUGAACCUUAAAAUUUUAAGCCAAAAUAUCGUUAUGGUCCUCUCGUGCCAAUUUGGUAUGUGUAGGUGUUGACUACUUGUUGACGGUAUCGUGUGUGUUGAUGUUGAACUUGAAGGUGUAGGCCUAUCCGUGCGUGUAUUAUUUCUACCUUCAUGGUUAACCGUGUAACAACAUGUUUGCGAGAAGUCAAGGUCUUGUAUGUAGGCCUAAUGCACGUUUGUUUACAUGCAUGUACCGCCCUACAAUUACAAACAUCGCCGGUCAGCGCCUCCGUUGCAAACGUGCCUUGAUAUACCGGUUGGGUGACACGAAAAGGCUGGUGUCAUCCGAGUCCAGGCAUGCCAGGACCAGCCCAGAUGGAUCGAGUUGCAUAAGGCAGAUUAAGGCCGAGGAAGUGCACGAAGUGUGGCAGUUGGAUGCCCAGAGUUACCCUGAUUAUCCGACACAGCCAAUAGAGAUAUUAACUCGUGCCCAGAGAGCCGCACCCGACCUUUUUUGGGGACACUUCGCAAACGGGAGGAUGACUGGAUUUGCCUGUGCAACUCUCAGUUCCGGCAGUAAAUGGACCCACGAUUCCUUGUUCAACCAUGAGCCAGAGGGCGCUGUUGCUUGUUUGCAGUCACUGUGUGUCUACCCCGAGUUCAGAAAAAUGGGUAUUGCAAAGGCACUUGUAAAGCAUCUUGUAAAACACAUCGAGGACAACCACAAUGGUGUAACUAACAUGUGCUUCGUAUGCGAAGCCCACCUCAUACCGGCUUACAGGCGCAUGGGCUUCACAUACGUGGGGCCCGCAGAUCCUUCCUGCCUAUCGGGUGAAGAAUCCUCGCAGUGGUAUGAUAUGGAGUACCGAGUACCGGCCUCGCCCAAGGAUUCAGAGUGAACGUAGACCAACCUGCCAGAGUCUUCUGAAUUAAUGAAAAUAAUGUUUGUUAAAUUGAAUAAAACUGCCGCCAACUGCCUACUGAGUGGAUUAUAUAACCUGGGAGGUUAUAAUAGACAAAGGAAGACAGUAAGAGACGAAGUAGUACUUGAGCUGAUGUGGUUUAUUCGGUUGGCUGUGACGCUCUCUGUCUGAUUUCUAGAUUUUACUGGUUUUUAUACAGUAAACGGACAUUCCAAUCUUACAGCUAUAUUACAGGUGUUCUUGCCUUAUUAGGAAUUGUUCAGUAACUAUUGAAUAUUAAUAAUACAAGAUUGAAGGUGUUUGGUCAACUUGUAUCUGGGGGCAGGGCUAGGCAAAUGAAUAGAACAAUCGGAUUUCCUUAUAAGUCCGUGGGCUGAAUCACUGUGGCCUUCCGAUGCAGCCCAGCAUCCACCCACGCGGACCUUGUGGCUUAACUGGCCAUUCCUUAGAUGUGCUUCAUUACUAGGAAAGUGGUUCUGUUCCUUGACGAUCAACCCAUACAACUUUUACAGUAAAUAUAAUCCAUUAUAUUUUGACCCGAAAUAAUAUCUCAAUCAGAAAAGUUAUAGCGGGCUUAAGGUUUCAAUCCAAGCAUUGACCUUCGUCAACGAAUUAAAAAUGAGGGGAAAAAAUAAAUAAAACUGAACAAAACUGCACGCUGCAAACAAACUGACUGGAUUGACCAGGGAUAUACAAAUGGGGGUCUAAUUUUUUAAAUAUUUUUUUUAUCCUAGCAGGACCUUUUAUCAAAGGCAAAAUAAUGUUUAAAACAGCACAUUGCAGUUAUUUACAUUGCCGACUCUAUUUCGUAGCCUGCUUUUGAAGGACAAAUGUACCAAAUCUGAACACGAUGAAGCUUAAACUGAGUUUGUUUUACCCGGAAGUGUUGCACAGUUUGAAUAUAUAAAUACACACAAAAAGUCCAGUGUUCUUUCAGCAAAACGAAAGGAAAUCACAUAGGGGUGUGUGUGAAUUGUUUUCGUUUUGCUGAAAGAACGU
Molecule: messenger RNA, 2026 nt
Organism: Patiria miniata (bat star)
Lineage: Eukaryota; Metazoa; Echinodermata; Asteroidea; Valvatida; Asterinidae
Product: serotonin N-acetyltransferase-like
Exons: 5
Coding region: 296-1003 (235 amino acids)
Cellular component (GO): cytoplasm
Molecular function (GO): aralkylamine N-acetyltransferase activity
Source: RefSeq, a predicted model, not a curated record